AUGAAGUUGAUUCAACUUAUUCAAUUACUUUCAUUCGCCAUAACCGUCUUGGGGUUUAGUGAUUCAGUUUAUAACAAAUUAUUUGAAAUUACCAACUAUGCUAAAAUUUCAUAUUGUUCAGUUGAUGAAAGAUUCACUACAGGUCCAUUUUCUGAAGAAUGUUCAGAUUUAGGUUUUUGUAAAAAAGAAGAACAAAAAGAUACUACAAUUGAAGCUGUUGUUCGUCCAAAUUUUUUCGAAAGUGAAAUUAGUGGUGAUUCUUAUGUUGCAGUUAAUGAUGAAGAUAAACAAGUUUAUAUUGUAUUCAGAGGUUCAGUUACACCAGGUGAUUGGAUUACAGAUAUUACAUUUGCACAAUGUCCAUAUGCAUCAGCUUUGAAAAAUGAUAUUAAAUAUGAUGAUUUUGAUAAUGGAACAGAUUCAGAUUCUAUUAAAGCUACAAUUUUAUCAAAAUCAAAUAAUAAAUUAGAAUGUGAAGAUUGUUAUGUUCAUUGUGGUGUUUAUGCAGAAUUCACCAAAUCAAUUCAAGAUUUAAAUAAAGCUGCUAAACCAUAUUUGGAUAAAGGUUAUAAUUUAACUAUUACAGGUCAUUCACUUGGUGGUGGUUAUGCAACUCUUGGUGCUGCUGAAUUUAGAAAUUUAGGUUAUAAUCCAUUAACUAUUACAUAUGCAUCAUUAAGAGUUGGUAAUCCAGCUUUUAAUAAAUGGUUAGAUUCAAUUUAUAAUACUGAAGAAAAUGCCAAAAUUGUUGGUAAUGGAGGUGAUUUACCAAUUCCAUCAUAUUCAAGAGUUCAUCAAGAAACUGAUGUUGUUCCAAGAUUACCACCAAGUGUUCCAGGUGUUUUAGAAUAUACUCAUUCAGGUUUAGAUUUUUCAAUUACUAAAGUUCUAUUGCCUCAUAAUAAAGAAAAUGUUGUUUUCCAAGGUGCUUCUGAUAAUGAUAAAAAUGAUGCAGUUGAUGUUAAAUUCCAACCUGGUAUGGUUUUAUUCAUUUAUCAACAUUUACAUCAAUUCCAAAGAAUUGGUGUUCCUUGUAAUGAUUGGGAUUACUUAGAUUAA
Molecule: messenger RNA, 1059 nt
Organism: Hansenula ciferrii
Lineage: Eukaryota; Fungi; Ascomycota; Saccharomycetes; Phaffomycetales; Wickerhamomycetaceae
Product: lipase family protein
Exons: 1
Coding region: 1-1059 (352 amino acids)
Biological process (GO): lipid metabolic process
Source: RefSeq, a predicted model, not a curated record